Molecule: messenger RNA, 1281 nt
Organism: Brugia pahangi
Lineage: Eukaryota; Metazoa; Nematoda; Chromadorea; Rhabditida; Onchocercidae
Source: the annotation of a GenBank genome assembly
AUGCAACAUUUUGUGAAAUGCACUAUCCUUAGGGAAUUUGUAAUUCGUUUUCCGAUGAAUUAUAAUAACAACUUGCAAAACAUUGACGAUGAAAAUAAUAGCAUACAUGAAGACGACACAGAAUCAGGAAGUACACAGAGUAGUGAAGAUAAUCAAAGAGAACGGAGACCUUUCGAUGUUACAUUACCACCAACGCAUCAGUAUUUACGACUAAAUGGAGAUGAUGAUUUACCACAUACUUUCAAAAUGGAAGAUGCUGGAAGGGUGAUAACAGUGUCGAUCUUGGAAAUGCCAAUUGUUUUGUUACCUACCCAGUUGCUCCCAUUCCACACCGAUUAUCCAUUACUUGUCUCGCAGCUUCGACAUGCAGCUCGAGAAAAUGAAUAUAUAGCACUAAAACCGAGAUUGGAUACCUUUGAUACGGAUAUUGCAACAUUAAUUCAGGUUCGAAGCUUGCAAGAAAAUGACGGUGGAAUAUCUGUGCAAGCAGUAGGCCGUCAGCGAUGCCGAAUACUUACUCGACGGUCUGCCAUUAACGGGAUGCCAUAUGGUGAGGUGCUAGUUCUAGAAGAAAAGGAGUUACCAGCUUUGUCCCAAAUACUAAUGCCCGCUUCAUUUGCCAGUAUGCGACCUAAAAAAAGUUUGCGGUAUUUUGCGGCAAUGACAUCACAUUCAUAUCAUGUCUUGAAGAUAUCAUUGACGAAACAUUACAUUGAUGAAAUUGCAAAGUGGCUUUAUGGUUGGUAUGUAUAUGAAAAAGUUAAACGCGUUCUUUCUCAGGGACCGACGGCAUUGAGUUAUUGGGUAGCUGCAAAUUUACCAAUUGAUAUGGAAAUGCGCUUACGCUUACUGGAUGAGCCGUAUACGGAUAGAAGAUUGAAGGAUGAAUAUGGCAUCAUUAAUCGCAUCGAUGUCAUUGUUUGCAAGAAUUGUAGCACGCUGCUAUGCAAUAUGUCACAAAUGAUUAGUGUAUCAACAGAUGGAAACAGUGCGCAUUACGUUAAUCCAGGUGGUUAUGUACAUGAUUUAUUUACUGUAUCAGAAGUAGUUUCAACGCUAGCACGUGGGACACCGUCAGCCGAAUGCUCUUGGUUUCCGGGUUACAAAUGGACUAUUCAUGAAUGCUCACACUGUGGACAGCAUGUUGGUUGGCGUUUUACCAGUUCAGACUUGUCACCAAAGUCGUUCUUCGGUUUGACACGACGUUCAAUUCGACCUGCUGAUUCACGACGUCCAAUCGCUUCCACUAUUCAACGUAUUGAACAAUUAGCUAUUAUCUGA